This is a messenger RNA of Paramecium sonneborni, 998 nucleotides long. The record is from the annotation of a GenBank genome assembly. Lineage: Eukaryota; Ciliophora; Oligohymenophorea; Peniculida; Parameciidae.
AUGAAUACAAAAUUCAUCAUUUUUUCAUUGUUGCUUGCCUUAGCAGCAAGUCAGACAUAUAGCAUAUCACCUUGCACUUGCACUUAAUUAUUAUCAGAAGGUGAUUGCACAAAAAAUGCUGGUCUUGGGUGUUCCUGGGAUAGUACUAAAAAAUCUUGCGGAGUUUCAACAACUCCAGUCACUCCCACCGUGACCUAUGCAGCAUAUUGUGAUACAUUUGCCUAAUCUGAUUGUCCAAAAGCUAAGCCUUGUACAGAUUGUGGAAAUUAUGCGGCAUGCGCUUGGGUUGAAAAUAAAUGCACCUAUUUCACAGGGUGCACAGCUUUUGCAAAGACAACAAAGGAGGAAUGCUAAGCUAUUAGUAAUAGAUGUAUCACAGACGGAACCCAUUGCGUUGAAAUAGAUGCUUGUAGUACAUAUAAGAAAUAGCUUCCUUGUGAUAAAAAUGCCUCUGGAAGUUUGUGUUAUUGGGAUACUACUAAUAAUACUUGUGUAGAUGCUAAUACUUGUAAUAAAUUACCAACAACUUUUGUGACUGAUAAAGAUUGCAGAGAUGUGAUUUCUACAUGUACAACUUAAACUGGAGGUGGAUGCAUAGAUAGUGGAAAUAAUUGCAGUGAUUAAACAUUAGAAAUUCAAUGUGUUUGGAAUAAAUUAAAAACAUAAGCUUGUUAUUGGGAUGGUGCAGCAUGCAAAGACAGAAUUUGUGAUAAUGCCCCAACAACCUUGACUACUGAUGAUACUUGUAAAGCUUUCAGAACAGAUGGUACAUGUACAACAAAGGCUAAUGGAGGAUGUGUAACAAGAACAACCUGUGCAGCUGCAACUAUCUAAGCUGCUUGCGUUAAAAAUAGUUCAGGAGGAGAUUGCUAUUGGAAUGGAACUGCUUGUGUUGAUAAGACAUGUGCAAAUGCUCCUACUACAAUGACAACUAAUUCAGCUUGUGGAGGUUUUGUAACAGGAUGUAUUACUAAGACAGGAGGAGGAUGCGUAGCCAA